This is a messenger RNA of Aedes albopictus (Asian tiger mosquito), 1848 nucleotides long. RefSeq names its product SET domain-containing protein SmydA-8. Gene Ontology annotation, molecular function: protein binding. Bases 192 to 1751 code for a protein of 519 amino acids. The record is from RefSeq and is a predicted model, not a curated record. NCBI's taxonomy places the organism in Eukaryota, Metazoa, Arthropoda, Insecta, Diptera, Culicidae. The transcript is spliced from 7 exons.
CAUAGUCAAGCAGUUGAAACAUGCGCAAUCCGGCCGAAAAUGAGCUGCGCCGUAUUCACGUGUUCGGCGUGCGCAUGCGAAGAAAUCUAAAUUAGCUUGACAGCAAUCCGAGAACCUUUGGAAGUGUACCUUUUUCGAUUCUAUUAGCUCUCGAUUAAAUUAUCUAAUACACAAUAAAAGUAAAAUUAAGCAUGGAAGGGUUUGAGGAAAAUUUCCAAGUACUUGAAUGUGAACAGCUGGGAAGGUUUGUUGUGGCAAAACGCGACCUUUCUCGUGGGGAGCAGAUUCUACUUGAGGAACCGUAUGUGACCGGUCCAUACUGGGAUGCCGAUGUCAGUUGUUUGAACUGUUUCAGGGACUCGUGUUCCACUUGCCGACAGUGUGGAGUGGUGCCGCUGUGCUACGACUGCACCGAUCACGACGAAGCCGAGUGCAGCUUCUACCGCCAGUCCGGUUUGUAUAGGCAUUUCCUUUACAACCAUUUCAAUGUGGUGAUGCCGGUGCGCUGUUUGAUGCUCUACAGAAGCAACCGCGAGCGGUACCAUGAGAUCAUGUCGAUGGAGUCCCGGCUGGAAGAGCGUCGGGGAACGGAGAUCUGGGACAUCCAUGAAAAGUUUGUGGUGAAACCGUUGAUGGAAAGUGGGAUUUUUGCGGAGAAAUUUGAUGAACUGGAGGUUACUGGUGAACUGAUUCAAAGAAUCUGUGGACUGUUGGAUGCUAAUACGUUCGAAAUUCGUGGCAAUGUGGACAGCCGUGGAUCGCAGAUGGGGAACUUGGCUCGAGGUCUGUACCCCAAGACGACACUGAUGGUGCACAGUUGCAUGCCGAACACGUUGCUUUCGGUUGAUGGAUACUCAAACGUGAGGGUGUUUGCGACCGCUCCGGUGAAGAUGGGAGAAAUCCUGAAUAUUAGCUAUACUAGAAGCUUGUUUGGUACAUACGAUAGGCAAACCCACCUUCGGAAGGGAAAGUAUUUCGUUUGUACUUGUAGACGAUGCAAGGAUCCAACAGAACUGGGAACGCAUUUGAGCUCGAUCAGAUGCCUUGAAUGUGACGAUGGACUAUGUUCUUUUUACACAACAGACCCAAGAUGGGAGUGCAACAAGUGUCACAAAUUACUCAAAAGAGAGUAUGUUAACGAGGUACUAUGUGCCGCCCGUGAUGACAUUAUGGCAUGUCCACCAGAGAUUCGUGAUCUUGAACGAGUAAUCGCCAAGCACUCGAAAGUCCUGAACCCAUACCACUCGCUCGUGAUAGAGGCCAAGCAAACGCUACUGGGUGAACUGAAAUCAAUCUGCAUGUCAACCGAUGCGAUGGCCGUACCGAAACCGGUUCUCCGCCGUAAAUUCGAACUUUGCGAAGAAAUCCUACCGAUACUGCGCACUCUUGAACCGGGACUGUCCCGCCUGGUUGGAAUCGCCACGUACGAAUAUCAUGCUGCACUGGUCGAUCUGUCCCGGAGGAAUUUCGACACCACGGAAAUCAGGUCACAUGAGUUGUUGGACAACCUCAUCAAAGCGGAGGGUGAACUGAAGCAGGCGAUCAACAUGCUGCUGUUCGAGCACAGUAGUACACCGGAAGGUCAGCUGGUCAAACGGGCAAUGCGGGAGCUGAAAGAAUUGCGCGCAGAAAUUGCGGUAGUCCGAGCGAUGAUCGAAGACGAGAAUCUUGAAUCGCAGAGUAGUCGCAACCAGCGGAACAGCAAUUCAAGCAAUAAUAACUAUCGGAUUAAGUUUGGUAAGCGUCGGUAAGCUCUGUGAUGCCUAAUAAAUAACAUUUUACGAUAUAUCGUUUUUAUUGACAGAAUGAAUCUCUUAGAAAUACACCUUUGUAAAUAUAGGUAACUGA